CAGCCACUACCACUAUUUAAAGGCUCAUUCUGUGGGUAACAUUGGCUACUGUAUGAGGAGCUAACUUUUUGAUUUGUUUGACCAUUAAACAACCCUGGUUGGACGGAAGCAUCAUCUCUUCAAUAAGAUAUUCUAGUUGCCGUGGUUGGCGAAAGCCUUCAAGCUGAGACGAAUGAGGCCAGACAGAGACCGUCCACAGUGACAGUGUCUGAUUCUACCAACAUGAAACAUGAGGUGGGAUUUGACCCACAGGUUCUCGGCCAGCAGUUCUGUCAGUGGUUCUUUCAACUCCUUAACAGUCAGAACCCCUCACUGGCCCAGCAGCCACAGGACUGGGGACCACAACACUUCUGGCCAGAUGUGAAGCUACGCCUCCUCUCCAGAACUGGCAGCGAGCAGAUGGAGGAGUUCCUGGGUGCCGAGCUGGUUAACUUGCGUCUCCUGGCUCUGACCAGGGAAGAGCGACUGCUCCUGAGCCCUAACUUGGAGCCUCAUGGCCUCAAGGUCCUGGCUUCCCCCCAUGGCCUGGUGCUGGUAGCUGUUGCUGGGACUAUCCACAGAGACGCGGCCUGUCUGGGCAUCUUCGAGCAAGUAUUUGGCCUCAUCCGCUCCCCGCUGGAGAACAACAGCUGGAAGAUCAAGUUCGUCAACCUGAAGAUAAGAGGGCAGGACGCUCUGGGCGGGACAGAGUUGGCAGCUCCUGCCUUGACUUACAACUCUGCUGAAUUGCAGCUUCUCUGCAGUUGAUGGAACUCUUAUUUUACCUUUUUUACCCAGUGAAAGCUGGACUGAGUAUGCUUUCUCUCAUCUUGACUUGUCCAAACAUUUACCCAGGUUUUUGUUCUCGGACAUCUGAUCUGGCAACUUUACUGGCACAAACCACACGUCAUUUGUCUAACAUAAGCACAUGACAAAACAAAAAUGUUCCUGUAUUUUCUGCUUUCCAGAAAAUGGAAGCAUGUGCUGCUUCUGGCUGGGGAAACGUUUAGCUUCAGACAUACUGUACCUUGAUGCAGAGCAAGUUUUUCUUUUGCACUCCGUGCCUUGUAUAAGACGCACCUUUAUAAAUACAGAUGUGGACGUGCUCUUGUAAAUAUGUAUCAUAUUAAAUAUGAAGAUUAUAUUGACACUUGUGCUCUACAAUAACAAGUAGAAGAAAUUUUGUCUGCUUUCAUAUGACCAUACAGAGUCAAUUAAAGUUGAUUUUGAAUCUAA
Acanthopagrus latus (yellowfin seabream) is the source of this 1215-nucleotide messenger RNA. It is a transcript of the gene c9h3orf38, whose product is annotated as chromosome 9 C3orf38 homolog. Lineage: Eukaryota; Metazoa; Chordata; Actinopteri; Spariformes; Sparidae. The transcript has 3 exons. The record is from RefSeq and is a predicted model, not a curated record. Bases 223 to 747 code for a protein of 174 amino acids.